AUGGCCUCCAACUCUGAUGCUCCGCCCGCGGCGGCCACAGAGGCUGUCCUCGUCAAAUCCGAAGAGAUGCCCAAGGAUGCCCAGAAGGUUGAGGAGCUGGACUUCAACAAGCUCAAGGGUCCCAUCACUGCAGAGGAUCUCUUCGAGGGCAUGCGCCACAUGGGGUUCCAAGCGUCUUCCAUGUGUGAAGCCGUGAGGAUCAUCAACGACAUGCGUGCGUGGAAAGACCCCGAGACUGGUGACAAGACCACCAUCUUCCUGGGCUAUACUUCCAAUCUCAUCUCGUCGGGUCUUCGAGGUGUCUUGCGCUGGCUCGUAGAGCACAACCAUGUCUCGUGUAUCGUCACCACUGCUGGUGGUGUCGAGGAAGAUUUCAUCAAGUGUCUUGCCGACACCUACGUUGGCUCUUUCAGCACCCCUGGAGCCGAUCUCCGUCGCAAGGGUCUCAACCGAAUUGGAAAUCUCGUGGUUCCAAAUGCCAACUACUGUGCCUUCGAGGAUUGGGUCGUUCCUAUCCUUGACAAGAUGCUUGAAGAGCAAGAGGCCAGCAAGGGCACGGAAGAGGAAAUUAAUUGGACACCAUCCAAGGUAAUUCACCGCUUGGGUAAGGAGAUAAACGACGAGCGAUCCGUCUAUUACUGGGCGUAUAAGAACAACAUCCCUGUGUUUUGCCCCGCCAUCACCGAUGGCAGUCUGGGCGAUAUGCUCUACUUCCAUACUUUCAAGUCCUCGCCUCAGCAGUUGAAGAUCGAUUUGGUCGAGGAUAUCCGUCGCAUCAACACGAUUGCUGUUCGAGCCAAGCGAGCCGGUAUGAUCAUCCUCGGAGGCGGUAUCGUCAAGCACCACAUUGCCAACGCAUGCUUGAUGCGCAACGGCGCCGAAUCAGCUGUCUACAUCAAUACAGCACAAGAGUUCGACGGUAGUGAUGCUGGUGCCAGGCCAGAUGAAGCUGUAUCAUGGGGCAAAAUCAAGAUCGGAGCGGACAACGUCAAGGUCUACAUGGAGGCGACAGCCUGCUUCCCCUUUAUUGUUGCAAAUACGUUUGCAAAGGACAUCGGGAAGGAGGAUCAAAAAUAA
Fusarium pseudograminearum CS3096 is the source of this 1077-nucleotide messenger RNA. RefSeq lists its product as uncharacterized. Gene Ontology annotation, cellular component: cytoplasm. The record is from RefSeq and is a predicted model, not a curated record. Gene Ontology annotation, biological process: peptidyl-hypusine biosynthetic process. Bases 1 to 1077 code for a protein of 358 amino acids. NCBI's taxonomy places the organism in Eukaryota, Fungi, Ascomycota, Sordariomycetes, Hypocreales, Nectriaceae. Gene Ontology annotation, molecular function: deoxyhypusine synthase activity. The transcript has 2 exons.